Punica granatum (pomegranate) is the source of this 2720-nucleotide messenger RNA. The record is from RefSeq and is a predicted model, not a curated record. NCBI's taxonomy places the organism in Eukaryota, Viridiplantae, Streptophyta, Magnoliopsida, Myrtales, Lythraceae.
GCUCGGCAUGUGCAUGCUAACAAACAACUAAGUAUAUUAUCGGUCAAAAGAAUGUAUAAAGCUUUCAUGUCAUAUACAUCUAUUACGUUAUUAAUCGAAUUCGAUAUAUCAUUGAAUGCUCGACGUACAUAUAUAGCCAACGGUUGUCUGCUCUCUCUGUGCGAACAGUCCCCGGACAAGACCUUUUAUGGGCUGCAUGGACAAAUUAGUUGUCUGGGAAAUCUCAUUAAUUUUCUGCAUAUGAUCUCAUAAAUACAAAAAAUAUUCAUACCAUCCACCGAAAAAAAGAAGAAGAAGAAGAAGAAACCCAUUCCGUAAAGGCAGAUAGUCCAUUAAGCCUCCUAUUCUCUCCUCUCCUCUGUUUUCUAUUCCUGCUGUUUUCAGAGACGUAAUGGAGAUAGAGGUGGCGGGCGGCAGCGGUGGAGGUGGAGGUGGAGGUGGAGAGCAUCGGGAGCUGGCGUCGGUGGUGGCAGCGGGUGGUGAGAUGGAGGAGGUCAGGGGGACGUACUUGGUGUGGGAGGACUUGACGGUGGUGCUGCCGAACUUCAGCCACGGCCCAACCAGGAGGCUGCUUCAGGGCCUCCAUGGCUACGCCGUGCCGGGUCGGAUCAUGGCCAUCAUGGGCCCUUCCGGGUCCGGUAAAUCCACCCUUCUUGAUUCUUUAGCAGGCAGAUUAUCAGGAAAUGUGAUCAUGACCGGAAAUGUCCUCUUGAAUGGGAAGAAGAGGAGGAUCGAGUACGGCGUAGUUGCCUAUGUGACCCAAGAAGAUGUGUUACUUGGGACGCUAACAGUGAGGGAGACGAUAAGAUACUCGGCACUCUUGAGGCUCCCGACCUCGAUGACCAGACAGGAAGUGGAUGAAGUCGUGGAAGGGACGAUCAUGGAGCUGGGCCUCCAAGACUGCGCCGACACAGUGAUUGGGAGCUGGCAUUUGAGGGGGAUAAGUGGCGGGGAGAAGAAGAGGCUAAGCAUAGCCUUAGAAAUCCUCACCAAACCUCACUUGCUGUUCCUCGACGAGCCAACCAGUGGGCUCGACAGCGCCUCGGCCUUCUUCGUGGUGCAGACACUGAGGAACAUUGCUCGGGAUGGCAGGACGGUGAUUUCCUCGAUUCACCAGCCCAGCAGCGAGGUGUUUGCCCUGUUUGAUGACCUGUUCCUGCUGUCGGGCGGUGAGACUGUGUACUUUGGAGAAGCGAAAAUGGCCAUUGAGUUCUUUGCUGAGGCGGGCUUCCCUUGUCCGAGCAGAAGAAACCCUUCUGAUCACUUCUUACGCUGCAUAAACUCCGACUUUGAUGUGGUAACAGCUACACUCAAAGGAUCUCAAAGGAUUCGGGAUGCUCCAACUUCAUCGGACCCGUUCAUGAACUUGGCAACAGCAGAGAUUAAAGGACUGCUUGUUCAGAAGUAUAGGAGCUCAAAGUAUGCGAAAAGGGCCGAGGCUCGUAUUGCAGAAAUAACAACCUCAGAUGGACUCGAAGUUGUACCGCCGAGGGGGAGUCAAGCAGCAUGGUGGAAGCAACUUCUUACCUUGACUCGAAGAUCACUCUUGAACAUGUCCAGAGACGUUGGCUAUUACUGGCUGAGGAUAAUAGUUUACCUGAUCGUCUCAGUCUGUGUCGGUACGAUCUUCUUCGAUGUGGGGAACAGUUACACUGCGAUAUUGGCUCGUGGAGCUUGCGGCGCUUUCAUAUCAGGCUUCAUGACAUUUAUGUCAAUAGGAGGAUUCCCCUCUUUCAUCGAAGAAAUGAAGGUUUUCUACCGAGAGAGACGUAACGGGUAUUAUGGAGUUGCAGUCUACAUUGUCUCAAACUUCCUCUCUUCGUUCCCAUUUUUGGUAGCUAUAGCAAGUGUCACAGGGACCAUUACCUACCACAUGGUCAAGUUCCGGCCCGGCUUUUCUCACUACGUGUACUUCUGCCUAAACAUAUUCUCCUGCAUCGCAGUCAUAGAGAGCCUCAUGAUGGUUGUUGCCUCAUUGGUUCCAAACUUCUUGAUGGGCAUCGUGACAGGAGCGGGAAUUAUUGGGAUUCUAAUGAUGACUUCCGGGUUCUUCCGAUUGCUGCCUGACCUUCCGAAACCAUUUUGGCGAUACCCGAUUUCAUAUCUCAGUUACGGCUCAUGGGCAAUUCAGGGAGCAUACAAGAAUGACCUGAUCGGCCUUGAAUUCGAUCCCCUGAUACCAGGAGAGCCGAAGCUGAAGGGUGAGGUAAUCAUCACAACUAUGUUCGGGAUCCCGCUGGACCAUUCCAAGUGGUGGGACUUGGGGGCUGUCUUUACCAUUCUCGUGAUCUACAGGAUCGUCUUCUUUGUCAUCCUCAAGUUCAAAGAGAGGGUGUCCCCCGUCUUCCACAAGAUAUAUGCGAAGAGAACUCUACACCAUCUCGAUAAAAGGCCUUCCUUCAGAAAGUUAGGCUCGUUAUCGAAACGUCACCAACCACUGCAAUCCCUGUCUUCUCAAGAGGGUCUCAACUCUCCACUCAACUAGGAGCUCCCGGAAGAUUGGGGCUCUUCUUCCCAAAUGUAAAAUGAAAGUUGUCGUGUAGCCUACUGAUUUUUGGAUAGAUUUGAUACGAAAUAUACAAAGUUUACCCGAUAAGGAUCGUUUCCAUGGAUUCAGAUGUUUGCAUACAUGGGAUAUGUUCUGUCUGUACCAUUCAUACGUUACUAACUCAAGCAUCAUUAUCAAUGUCUUGUUAAUAAGGACAUACUGUGGACUAGAA